UCGUGUGUAGUGUGGCAGCACGCAUGGUCCUGGGGUAAACACCAUUAUCAGGAGUGUUCAGAUGCACUAUCUCUCCUGCAUAGUCGUGUGGAAGCUCAACGUGACAUGGUCACUUCAAUCUCUCUGCUCUGCACACUUCAAUAAGGCAAGUACAGUCACUGCACCAAUUGUUGUUUAAACUCGGAAACAAUUAUAAAUUGACGACUUUUGAGCUUCAGCGUGAAUGUCGGAUAAACGUGGGUUUAAAAUUGAAAAGGAUCCUAUAAGUGUCAAAUUCAAAUCCCAUUAAUUGUACAUUUCUGACUCUUUAUAAAUGCAUGAAUAUUAAUUCCCGUGGUUUGUGACUUCAGCAUUUAUUUUAAACAUAGUUAUUGUUACCAAGAAAACGACAAUCUGCACUGUUAGAUGCUGUUAGUGUGUAAAGUGUCAGAGUGAAUGUGUACGUCCAGUAAAGACAUUUAGCCGGGGAGCGAGCGCAGCAUAAGAGCCGAGAGAACAAGUGCAGAGAAUUGGGAGAGGGAGCUGCAGAGAGAGGAUAAGAAGAAACAUAUAACAUUGUUAAGGGCUUGGACACGCUAGAGGCAGGCAACAUGUUCCCGAUGUUGGGGGAGUCCAGAACCAGGGGCCACAGUUCAAGAAUAUGGAGUAAGCCAUUUAGAACGGAGACGAGGAAACAUUUUUUCUCACAGAGAGUGGUGAGUCUGUGGAAUUCUUUGUCUCAGAGGGCGGUGGAGGCAGGUUAUCUGGAUGCUUUCAAGAGAGAGCUAGAUAGGGCUUUUAAAAAUAGGGGAUAUGGGGAGAAGGCAGGAACGUGGUACUGAUUGGGGAUGAUCAGCCAUGAUCACAUUGAAUGGCAGUGCUGGCUCGAAGGGCCAAAUGGCCUACUCCUGCACCUAUUGUCUAUUGUCAUAAGUCCAAGGUGCGUUAAUAGCAAGACCUUUUACACCAUUGAUGUACAGAGGGAUCUCGGGGACCAAGUCUAUAACUCUGUGAAACUGGCAGCAGUGGUAAUGAUGGCAUACAUAACCGGGCUUUCAUCGGUCUGGGCAUUGAGUAUAAGAGUCACGUUGCAGCUUUAUAGUCGAGGCUACACUUACUGUAUUGUGUGCAGCAUUUAUAGUUUUAGCUUUUAGCAUUAGUUUGAGUUAUAGCAGUCCAUUUGACCAGAGUCCACGCCAACCAUCGAUCACCCAUUCACACUAGUUCUAUGUUAUCUCACUUCUUACACACUAGGCUAAUAUAUUUCAUCUUUAUCUGUAUUUUAAAAAUCUGAUUAAAACUUAAAUCGUGAAUUUUUAUUCUAUAGCUGUCCACUAUAUAAAUGUGAAAUAUUUAUUAUUUUAAAAGUAUUGUUGUUUUUUUAACUUUACAGGAUAAUGUCUUCCACAUAUGUGCUGUGUGUUGUAGUUUUAACACUGCUCUGUGUCUGUGGACAUUGCUCUCUGGAUUGUGAGUUCCAUUCUGAGGUCUUCGUGUGUAAUGGAGAAUCCAUGAGAGAGAUGCCAGCCCACAUUCCGUCCAACACAACGGAAAUGAACAUCAUGAAAACCAAAGUUUCCGCACUCAGGGCUGGCGUAUUUAAGGAUUAUCCAAUGUCACUGAACAGGAUGGACUUUUAUAACAAUUUGUUAGUGGCGAUAGAAAUUGGAGCUCUGGAUGGAUUGACAAAUCUGACAGUCCUUGAUAUUGGCAGUGAACCACUGGAAACACUGGAUGUUGGGAUCUUUGACAACCUUCCACAACUGACGGAUCUUUACCUCACCAGAAACUUGAUCGAGAAACUAGAAAAGGGAUUAUUUGAUAAACUUACCAAAUUAGUGCAAUUGCGUUUGCUUGGAAACAGAAUAAGGGAGUUGCCGGAUGGAAUAUUUGAUGAGCUUACACAGCUUCAGAACCUUCACCUGGGUACAAACAAGAUCCAGCAUCUAUCACUGCAAACAUUUCACAAACUUGCUCAACUCCAGAUUCUCAGACUUUUCGAAAAUCAGAUCACUGAUCUCCCAGUGGGUAUUUUUGACAAUCUCCUAGAAUUAACUGAGCUGUCUUUGGCAAAGAAUAAAAUUUCACAUCUCUCAUUUGACAUUUUUUCAAAGCUUAGCAAGUUAGAAAAGUUGUACGUGGGAAAUAACGUCAUCACAGAAGUUCCUGAGCAGCUGUUGAACAAUUUGACAAAGCUAACUCACCUGAGACUAGAGUCCAACUUGCUCUCAAAUCUUCCUGGCAAUUUAUUUGCACCAACGCCAGCCCUCAAAGAACUUAGUUUGACUGAAAACCAAUUGCUUUCUCUUGCUGACGACAUCUUCAGUAAAGUGCCCGGCCUGACGAAGCUGGAACUGAACAAGAACAAGAUCACAUUUAUUGGAAAGAAACUUUUCCGUGGCCUCACACAAUUGCUUGAACUUAAUCUCGAGGGAAACAAUAUCAGUGUGCUGCACAGUGAAACUUUUAAAGAUUUAUAUAAAUUGAAGAAGCUGAAUCUUGCUAAUAACCUUUUGUCUAAUAUACCUAAUGGAGUCUUUGACAAUUUGACAUUGCUGUCUCGCUCUGGGCUCAAUCUGCUGAAUAAUCAUCUUGUUUGUGACUGUCAGUUGAAAUAUCUCAGAGAUUGGAUCAAACUGAACUUUCACAAGGUGAAGUCACCCAACAAGUUGCUGUGUCACAGUGCUGCUCAUGUCAGCAUGAUAGUUAUUGUUGCAAGUGAUGAUGACCUGAACUGUGUGAUGACAACAGCCUCAACCACCACUCCACACGUUCCCACACUGACAACUCAAUUGUCAACAGAACCACCUCGAGAACCGACCACCACACAAGUCUCAACGCCUGUAGUGACGACUGCACUAACCACCCACAGUACCACACAACCCACCACCACACCUGUAGUGACGACUGUACUAACUACCACACAACCCACCACCACACAUGUGACAACUGUACUAACUACCACACAACCCACCACCACACCUGUAGUGACGACUGUACUAACUACCACACAAACCACCACACCUGUAGUGACGACUGUAUUAACCACCACCCAACCCACCACCACACCUGUUACGACUGUACUAACUACUACACAACCCACCACCACAUGUGACGACUGUACUAACCACCAUGCAACCCACCACCACACCUGUUACGACUGUACUAACUACCACACAACCCACCACCACACCUGUAGUGACGACUGUACUAACUACCACACAACCAACCACCACACCUGCGACGACUGUACUAACCACCCACACUACCACACAACCCACCACACCUGUAGUAACUACUGUAUUAACCACCCACACUACACACCACCACACCUGCACGACUAUUCUAUUAGCUGUCCACUAUAUAAAUGUGAAGUAUUUAUUAUUUUAAAAGUAUUGUUGUUUUUUUUACUUUACAGGAUAAUGUCUUCCACAUAUGUGCUGUGUGUUGUAGUUUUAACACUGCUCUGUGUCUGUGGACAUUGCUCUCUGGAUUGUGAGUUCCAUUCUGAGGUCUUCGUGUGUAAUGGAGAAUCCAUGAGCGAGUUGCCAGCCCACAUUCCGUCUAACACAACGGAAAUGAACAUCAUGAAAACCAGAGUUUCCGUACUCAGGGCUGGCGUAUUUAAGGAUUAUCCAAUGUCACUGAACAGGAUGGACUUUUAUAACAAUUUGUUAGUGGGGAUAGAAAUUGGAACUCUGGAUGGAUUGACAAAUCUGACAGUCCUUGAUAUUGGCAGUGAACCACUAGAAACACUGGAUGUUGGGAUCUUUGACAACCUUCCACAGCUGACGGAUCUUUACCUCACCAGUACCCUGAUCGAGAAACUAGAAAAGGGAUUAUUUGAUAAACUUACCAAAUUAGUGCAAUUGCGUUUGCUUGGAAACAGAAUAAGGGAGUUGCCGGAUGGAAUAUUUGAUGAGCUUACACAGCUGCAGAACCUUCACCUGGGUACAAACAAGAUCCAGCAUCUAUCACUACAAACAUUUCACAAACUUGCUCAACUCCAGAUUCUCAGACUUUUCGAAAAUCAGAUCACUGAUCUCCCAGUGGGUAUUUUUGACAAUCUCCUAGAAUUAACUGAGCUGUCUUUGGCAAAGAAUAAAAUUUCACAUCUCCCAUUUGACAUUUUUUCAAAGCUUAACAAGUUAGAAAAGUUGUACGUGGGAAAUAACGUCAUCACAGAAGUUCCUGAGCAGCUGUUGAACAAUUUGACAAAGCUAACUCGCCUGAGACUAGAGUCCAACUUGCUCUCAAAUCUUCCUGGCAAUUUAUUUGCACCAACGCCAGCCCUCAAAGAACUUAGUUUGACUGAAAACCAAUUGCUUUCUCUUGCUGACGACAUCUUCAGUAAAGUGCCCGGCCUGACGAAGCUGGAACUGAACAAGAACAAGAUCACGUUUAUUGGAAAGAAACUUUUCCGUGGCCUCACACAAUUGCAUGAACUUAAUCUCGAGGGAAACAAUAUCAGUGUGCUGCACAGUGAAACUUUUAAAGAUUUAUAUAAAUUGAAGAAGCUGAAUCUUGCUAAUAACCUUUUGUCUAAUAUACCUAAUGGAGUCUUUGACAAUUUGACAUUGCUGUCUCGCUCUGGGCUCAAUCUGCUGAAUAAUCAUCUUGUUUGUGACUGUCAGUUGAAAUAUCUCAGAGAUUGGAUCAAACGGAACUUUCGCAAGGUGAAGUCACCCAACAAGUUGCUGUGUCACAGUGCUGCUCAUGUCAGCAUGAUAGUUAUUGAUGCAAGCGAUGAUGACCUGAACUGUGUGAUGACAACAGCCUCAACCACCACUCCACACGUUCCCACACCGACAACUCAAUUGUCAACAGAACCACCUCGAGAACCGACCACCACACAAGUCUCAACGCCUGUAGUGACGACUGCACUAACCACCCACAGUACCACACAACCCACCACCACACCUGUAGUGACGACUGUAUUAACCACCACCCAACCCACCACCACACCUGUUACGACUGUACUAACUACCACACAACCCACCACCACACAUGUGACGACUGUACUAACUACCAUACAACCCACCACACCUGUAGUGACAACUGUACCAACUACCACACAACCCACCACCACACCUGUAGUGACGACUGUACUAACUACCACACAACCCACCACACCUGUAGUGACGACUGUACCAACUACCACACAAACCACCACACCUGUAGUGACGACUGUAUUAACCACCACCCAACCCACCACCACACCUGUUACGACUGUACUAACUACCACACAAACCACCACACCUGUAGUAACGACUGUACUAACUACUACACAACCCACCACCACACCUGUAGUAACGACUGUACUAACUACUACACAACCAACCACCACACCUGUUACGACUGUACUAACUACCACACAACCCACCACCACACGUGUAGUAACGACUGUACUAACUACUACACAACCAACCACCACACCUGUAGUAACGACUGUACUAACUACCACACAACCCACCACCACACCUGUAGUAACGACUGUACUAACUACUACACAACCCACCACCACACCUGUUACGACUGUACUAACUACCACACAACCCACCACCACACCUGUAGUAACGACUGUACUAACUACUACACAACCCACCACCAAACCUGUUACGACUGUACUAACUACUACACAACCCACCACCACACCUGCGACGACUGUACUAACCACCCACACUACCACACAACCCACCACACCUGUAGUAACUACUGUAUUAACCACUACACAACCCACCACCACACCUGUAGUGACGACUGUACCAACCACCCGUAGUACUACCCAACCCACCACCACACCUGUAGUAACGACUGUAUUAACCACUACCCAACCCACUACCACACCUGUAGUAACGACUGUAUUAACCACUACCCAACCCACCACCACACCUGUAGUAACGACUGUACUAACUACUACACAACCCACCACCACACCUGUGACGACUGUAUUAACCACCCCAACUACCCCAGAACCAACGAGCACACCUGAAGUUUCAACUACAACCAAGAGUUCUACAGGUGUAGUCACCACAAAGAUCUUUACAACCGCCCCUAGUGUGACGACUAAUGCUGCAGCUUGGUCCACAGCAGCUUGGACCGCGUCUCUGACCACAACACAGGGAGUGAAGCAACUCAUUAGCACAACGCCAAAGCUCUGCCCGGCCUUGGAUUCAGUGAAUCUUACACAAUACGCUUCAGACACAGCAUGUGGACAGACCCCUAAUCCAGAAUUCUCCACCUCUGCCCAAACAUCAAGUGUGCACAAUGUAAUCCCACCGCUGUCUCAAACAGAAACCAUGGCUGUCCAGAGGAAGGAACCCUGCAAGUUCUAUGCUAUAUUUUAUCUAAUCAUUCUGCUGUUUCAAAUAAUCUUUACAUUCACUCUACUGUGGCAUGAAUGGAGACUUUAUAAAUCACUCUUUUACAGAAAGAAAAAGCAGGUUUCCAUUAAACUGAUCAGUUUUCAAGACAACAAAUCAUUUUUAAGGUAGACACAAAAUGCUGGAGUAACUCAGCGGGACAGGCAGCAUUUCUCUGGAGAGAAGGAAUGGGUAUCGUUCCCGGUCGAGACCCUUCUUCAGAAUGAGAGAUAGAGAGGAUCAGAACAAAACAGGGCCGGUCAAACAGAUGACCUCAGGAAGGGUGGAGCCCACAAUGUCCCAUUGUGGGCUGGGGAAGAUGUGCUGAUGAGGGGGACACAAGGAUGCGGACAGUGGAACUAGUAGAACGACUAGGAUGUGGGUGGGAGGGGGAGAGAAAUGCAGGAAUUUUUUUUAAUUUAAAAAACAUCUUAGAGAGUAGCAUCACGUAUUACAUGGUUUAAAACAUGAUCAGAAUCAGAAGCCUUCCACCACAGUGAAGAAUGCUGUGGUGGGUGUUUGUGUUAAAUUUUAUUGUGUAUUGUGUGUUCUUUUUGAUUGUACCACUGCUGGCAAAUUCAUUUCACUGCACUUUAUUGUGUAUGUGAUUAAUAAAUCUGAUUGAUUGAUUGAUUGAUUGAUUGAGUUGGAGCAAAUGAGUGAGACCACACCUGGAGCACCGUGGGCAGUUCAGGUCGCCCAGCUACAGAAAGGAUGUCCUUGAGUUGAAAAUAAAUUCACAAGGAUGUUACCUGGGCUUGUGGGCUUGUGUUACAUGGAGAGGAUGGAUAGGCUGGGGCUUUUUUCUUGGGCAUGUAGGAGGCUGAGGGGUGACCUUAUUGAGGUGUACAAGAUCAUGUGGGGCAUGGAUAAAGUGAACGCUCACUGUCUUUAUCCCAGGGUAGAGGAUUCUAAAACUAGAGGGCACAGGGUUAAGAGGAGAGAUUCAAGAGUGGUGCAGGCUCAAAGGGCCAAAUGGCCUCCUCCUGCACCCAUUUUCUAUUUUUUCUAUGUUUGACCUCAGGGGCAACCUGGGCCAUGUUUUCACACAGUGUAGUCAGUAUCUGGAGUGAGCUGCCAGAGGAAGCAAUAGACGAGGAUGCAUAUAUCCUGGAAUCAUUGCUACGUUAGUUUAGUUGAGUUUAGUUUAUUGUCACGUGUGGCCUUUUGUUACCUGCUAACACGUUAGCGCAAAGACAAUUACAAUUACAAUCCACCCAUUCAAAGUGUAUGGAUACCAUUAUAGUCACCAGGCAGUUUUUCUUUGUGUUUUUUAGUUUGUUGUUAAAUGUAUGUUUUAGUGUUCUCUAACUUUGGGGGGGGGGUGUUGGGGAAACUUUGUAUUAAUCUCGUACCUCGAUGGAGAUGCGAGUUUUUUACUAUAUUGCAUCUCCGUCCGCGCUGCAGCCUACCAUCGUGGAGCUGGCGGCCUCUUGCUGGGAAUCGCGGGAGCUUCGACCGCCCUGACUGCGGAUGGUUCGCCUGCCCGACCAUGAGAGAACAAAGAGUGAACAGUUUAUAUGAACUUUUAUGUAGUUGUGUGUCUUGUUGCUUUUUCUAGGAUGACUGUAUGGUAAAUUGAGUUUCACUGUACCUUAACUGGUACACGUGACUUUUGAACCUUUGAUCUUAGUGUACUGGGCUAUCAGUGGAUAACGAGUCUGAUCCCAAUUAAACCUCCCAAACUCCGUCAAACGCUCACACUUUCAGCUAUAAAUGUAUAAACUGCAAUUUUUUUAAAUUAUUGUGCCAUUUGAAACAUAAUUAGCCCGAGCAUCCAAUUAUUGACAAAUUCAAUGCUUAUUACUUGUGAUUUUGAAAUUAAUAAACAAUUGU
Molecule: messenger RNA, 8177 nt
Organism: Leucoraja erinaceus (little skate)
Lineage: Eukaryota; Metazoa; Chordata; Chondrichthyes; Rajiformes; Rajidae
Exons: 2
Coding region: 1377-6473 (1698 amino acids)
Cellular component (GO): extracellular matrix
Molecular function (GO): protein binding
Source: RefSeq, a predicted model, not a curated record